AAAAAAAAAAACCACACACACACGAAAGCCGCCUACUUCAGAACCACGCCAGCAGCCCAACAUCCGAUAUAUCUUGAUUCUCAAAGCCCAAAAGCUGUAUUCGGUGCCAUAUAUACCUGCUGUAUUUUUUUCCUAGACUGAAAACCCUUUGUUCUGAGAUUCUGAGGGCAGUUGAAAUUUGGUGUCCCUGUUUUUUUGACCCCCCUGCCCCUCUGUUAUAAAGAGACUAUAUGUGUUAGCGCUGGACUUCAGACCAGCCCAUCACCACACCAAGGACACAAAGUUUGAAACGGUUCGAACCCAUCGACGAGCAUCUCGCAGCAGUUCUCAGCUGCCUAACUUUAGACACGGCGCAGCCCCGCGUAUCCUAAAAACCCACUAUAGCCCUCGAGGUUACUCCAAGAUGGACGCAGCCCCGCUUGUUUCUGCGAUACGACCGGAUGAACCCUUGGACAAAUCGCACAAGCUUCCGGAUGUUAAGCUAGAUGGACUUUGGGGCAACUGACUAGCAAGAAGCAUGGGGCUUCUGAUAACGUCAAAUAGACUCCCAGGGCAUCCGUUUUAUCCCCCUUGAUCGCCAACGAUGCCUCCUCAAUUUGAUCCUCUACCCAUUAUAUCCUCACAACUGCCGUGUCCCUAGAUCAGUUCAUGAUACUACAACCGCAAGCAUGACCAACAAUCGUUUUCUGAUCUGGGGAGGUGAGGGCUGGGUUGCUGGCCAUCUCGCCUCCAUCCUGAAGUCCCAGGGCAAGGAUGUAUACACAACCACGGUGCGCAUGGAGAAUCGCGAGGGGGUGUUGGCCGAGUUGGAAAAGGUCAAGCCGACCCACGUCCUCAACUGUGCUGGAUGCACCGGGAGGCCCAACGUCGACUGGUGCGAGGACAACAAGGAGGCCACAAUGCGCUCAAAUGUCAUUGGCACGCUGAACCUCACCGACGCCUGCUUCCAGAAGGGCAUCCACUGCACCGUUUUCGCGACCGGAUGCAUCUACCAGUAUGACGAUGCGCACCCUUGGGAUGGGCCAGGGUUCCUCGAGACGGACAAGGCCAAUUUUGCUGGGAGCUUCUACUCGGAGACCAAGGCCCAUGUAGAGGAGGUCAUGAAGUACUACAACAACUGCUUGAUCCUCCGUCUCCGAAUGCCCGUCAGCGACGAUUUGCACCCGCGCAACUUUGUUACCAAGAUUGCUAAGUACGACCGCGUCGUCGACAUACCAAACAGCAACACAAUCCUGCACGACCUACUCCCGCUCUCACUCGCCAUGGCUGAGCACAAAGAUACCGGGGUUUACAACUUUACCAACCCGGGCGCCAUCUCACACAAUGAGGUCCUCACCCUUUUUAGGGACAUUGUGAGGCCUAGCUUCAAGUGGCAAAACUUUAGCCUUGAGGAACAGGCCAAGGUGAUCAAGGCGGGCAGGAGCAAUUGCAAGCUGGACACGACCAAAUUGACCGAGAAGGCCAAGGAGUACGGCAUCGAGGUUCCGGAGAUCCACGAGGCGUACAGGCAGUGCUUUGAGAGGAUGAAGAAGGCCGGAGUACAGUAGUAGACCACGUUUAAUAGCGAAGAAGACGUGGUGAUUGCAUUAUUGCUGUUCGCGCAUUUCAUAUUUGUUCGAUAGACGAAACUGGCACCUUGAUGAGCAAUAGCUUGGAAUAGAAAGCGCAUUUUCCGUCCAGUUGUGAGAUUGAUAUUUAUUGGCUUGGCGUACGUCACGUC
Pyricularia oryzae 70-15 is the source of this 1720-nucleotide messenger RNA. RefSeq lists its product as uncharacterized. Bases 669 to 1547 code for a protein of 292 amino acids. The record is from RefSeq and is a predicted model, not a curated record. Gene Ontology annotation, biological process: S-adenosylmethionine biosynthetic process. Gene Ontology annotation, cellular component: methionine adenosyltransferase complex. Lineage: Eukaryota; Fungi; Ascomycota; Sordariomycetes; Magnaporthales; Pyriculariaceae. Gene Ontology annotation, molecular function: methionine adenosyltransferase regulator activity. The transcript is spliced from 2 exons.